Molecule: messenger RNA, 3082 nt
Organism: Suncus etruscus (white-toothed pygmy shrew)
Lineage: Eukaryota; Metazoa; Chordata; Mammalia; Eulipotyphla; Soricidae
Gene: ZER1
Product: zyg-11 related cell cycle regulator
Exons: 15
Coding region: 388-2688 (766 amino acids)
Cellular component (GO): Cul2-RING ubiquitin ligase complex
Molecular function (GO): protein binding
Source: RefSeq, a predicted model, not a curated record
GCAUGCUUUCUAGAACCUUCUCUUCCUUUGGAACCUACCCCCCGUUAUAAUGUUAUGGGGAGAGAUAGUCCCUUCAGCCCCACCUGAACCUCGAUUCCCUCGUCCCUAGCCACUGGCUGACAUGGCAGGAGGGGCAGGACACCCACGUUGUGUGCAGACGACAGCUGGGCUCAGGAAGAGAAGGAAGGAUGGGGUGGCCUGGGCCCUGCCCCACUGCACCCCUGCACUCUGAGGCCCCCUAGGGUGGAGGAACAAGGGCCCGUCCAGCUCACUCAGCUCCUUUUCCAUGGCCCCAGCCCCGGUUCCCUGAUGAACCUGUGAGUGUGAAGAGUUGCUGUUGCCCCCAGGGGUGCCCCUGUCCUGGAGUGACCCCAGCCCACCCCAAGCAUGGCGUCGGACACCCCCGAGUCCCUGAUGGCCCUGUGCACCGACUUCUGCCUGCGCAACCUGGAUGGCACCCUGGGCUGCCUGCUGGACAAGGGGACCCUGCGGCUGCGGCCUGGCAUCUUCCUGCCCAGCGAGAUCUGCGACCGGCUGGUCAAUGAGUAUGUGGAGCUGGUCAAUGCUGCCUGUAGCUUUGAGCCACACGAGAGCUUCUUCAGCCUCUUUUCGGACCCCCGCAGCACUCGCCUCAGCCGCCUGCAUCUCCGUGAGGACCUGGUGCAGGACCAGGACCUGGAGGCCAUUCGCAAGCAGGACCUGGUGGAACUGUACCUGACCAACUGUGAGAAGCUCUCCGCCAAGAGUCUUCAGACGCUGCGCAGUUUCGGGCCCACCCUGGUGUCCCUGAGCCUCUUCGGGUGCGCCAACAUCUUCUAUGAGGAGGAGAACCCGGGGGGCUGCGAGGACGAGUGCCUGGUGAACCCCACGUGCCAGGUGCUGGUCAAGGACUUUACCUUUGAGGGCUUCAGCCGCCUACGCUUCCUCAACCUGGGCCGCAUGAUCGACGGGGUGCCCGUGGAGUCCCUGCUGCGGCCCCUACGCGCACUCGCUGCCCUGGACCUGUCGGGCAUCCAGACGAGCGACGCCGCUUUCCUGACCCAGUGGCAGGACAGCCUGGUGUCCCUUGUUCUCUACAACAUGGACCUGUCAGAUGAACACAUCAGGGUCAUUGUCCAGCUGCACAAGCUGCGGCACCUGGACAUCUCUCGAGACCGCCUCUCCAGCUACUACAAGUUCAAGCUGACUCGCAAGGUGCUGAGCCUUUUCGUACAAAAGCUGGUCAACCUCAUGUCGCUGGACAUCUCGGGCCACAUGAUCCUGGAGAACUGCAGCAUCUCCAAGAUGGACGAGGAGGCGGGGCAGACCAGCACUGAACCCUCCAAGAGCAGCAUUACCCCCUUCCGGGCUCUCAAGAGGCCACUGCAGUUCCUGGGGCUCUUCGAGACCUCACUGUGUCGCCUGACGCACAUCCCAGCCUACAAGGUGAGUGGUGACAAGAAUGAGGAGCAGGUGCUGAACGCCAUCGAGGCCUACACAGAGCAUCGGCCCGAGAUCACCUCGCGGGCCAUCAACCUGCUCUUUGACAUUGCGCGCAUCGAGCGCUGCAACCAGCUGCUACGGGCCCUGAAGCUAGUCAUCACGGCCCUCAAGUGCCACAAGUAUGACAAGAACAUCCAGGUGACAGGCAGCGCGGCCCUCUUCUACCUGACCAACUCGGAGUACCGCUCGGAGCAGAGUGUCCGGCUGCGGCGCCAGGUCAUCCAGGUGGUGCUCAACGGCAUGGAGUCCUACCAGGAGGUGACGGUCCAGCGGAACUGCUGCCUGACCCUGUGCAACUUCAGCAUCCCCGAGGAGCUGGAGUUCCAAUACCGGCGUGUCAACGAGCUGCUGCUGAGCAUCCUCAACCCCGCCCGGCAGGACGAGUCCAUCCAGCGCAUCGCCGUGCACCUGUGCAAUGCCCUGGUCUGCCAGGUGGACAACGACCACAAGGAGGCUGUGGGCAAGAUGGGCUUCGUGGUGACCAUGCUGAAACUGAUCCAGAAGAAGCUGCUGGACAAGAUCUGUGACCAGGUGAUGGAGUUCUCUUGGAGUGCCCUCUGGAACAUCACUGAUGAGACCCCGGACAACUGCGAGAUGUUCCUCAACUUCAACGGCAUGAAGCUCUUUCUGGACUGCCUGAAGGAGUUCCCGGAAAAGCAAGAGCUGCACCGCAACAUGCUGGGUCUCCUGGGGAACGUGGCGGAGGUGCGGGAGCUGCGGCCCCAACUGAUGACGUCCCAGUUCAUCGGGGUCUUCAGCAACCUGCUAGAGAGCAAGGCCGACGGGAUUGAGGUGUCCUACAAUGCCUGUGGGGUCCUGUCUCACAUCAUGUUUGACGGGCCCGAGGCCUGGGAGCUGUGCAAGCCACAGCGGGAAGAGGUGGAGGAGCGCAUGUGGGCCGCCAUUCAGAGCUGGGACAUCAACUCGAGAAGGAACAUCAAUUACAGGUCCUUUGAGCCCAUCCUCCGCCUACUCCCACAGGGCAUCUCUCCUGUGAGCCAGCACUGGGCCACCUGGGCGCUGUACAACCUCGUGUCUGUCUACCCGGACAAGUACUGCCCCCUGCUGGUCAAAGAAGGUGGCCUCCCCCUGCUGAGGGACGUGCUCAAGAUGGCCACGGCGCGGCAGGAGACCAAGGAGAUGGCCCGCAAGGUGACGGAGCACUGCUGCAACUUUAAGGAGGAGAACAUGGACACAUCCAGAUAGAGGCCGCGCCAGGCCACUCUGCCUUCCGGAGGCGCCUCCCAGCGCUUCCCCCCUGGACCCAGGGACACCGGGACUUUGCACAACUGACGCUUUUCUUUAACAUUAGUGAGAUAUAUAUAUUAUAUAUAUAUUAUUUUUUUCUUUUGGGUUAGGAAGUGUGAAGUUUUGUGUGUACAAUUUCUGUACAAAAAAAAAAAAAAAAACCCACAAACAAAAGACAAACGUGACAUUCCCCAAGUCCUCGCAGCUUCCUGGGUGCCGACUCCAGCUCUCAUCGCUGCCACAUGCUCUGCCCCACUCCUCUAGCGCCUGGAGCCUCGUGCGUGUCUCCCACCACCUCUCAGGAGUCCUCUGCCCCCAUACUCCCACCUAGAACCCCAUCCAGGUGUCUGGG